Oncorhynchus tshawytscha (Chinook salmon) is the source of this 3641-nucleotide messenger RNA. RefSeq names its product R-spondin-2-like. Bases 1944 to 2477 code for a protein of 177 amino acids. NCBI's taxonomy places the organism in Eukaryota, Metazoa, Chordata, Actinopteri, Salmoniformes, Salmonidae. The record is from RefSeq and is a predicted model, not a curated record. The transcript has 5 exons.
CACACAGGCACAUACAAGGAGAACCCCCAAAUCCACCACAGCAAACAGUUAGAUGUCUGUGGCAGGGGAGGGGUUUCUCACAUUAUCUACUGUAUGUGGUGCCAGUAGAAGACCAGUAUUAACUAGCAGCUAUAUGUCAGUCCCAUUUCACUGUAGAACCGUCACACUCCAAAUGAUUUGUAAUAUUUGUCGUCUGCUCGGUUGGCUUGCUGUGCUAAGGAACCAUCGUGGUAGUGUCUUCUCCAGCGAUGUUCAAAGAGGCCCUGGUUUUUGUAAAUGCAAUACUUGAGGCACAGAGGGAUCGUUAGAUAACCAUCAGAAGUGGGGACUGCAGAGAUGUUUUGUUUUUAAGUCCUAUUUAUUCUGUGGUUGAAACUGCAAACUAUGUUGGUUGAUCAUGGAGAGGGAGUGGCAUUUGUAAUGGUGUGUUCACUGCUUACAUUCUCUCUCUCUCCACAGUUACAAAAAAACCAGGCUGUUCUAUGGCAUCCAUAAUUUCACGAUGACCAUUUUGGCUAGGCCUGUGUUCUGGUGAUGAAAGAUGACAAUGAAAGAAAAGACCUGAGCUACUUACAGACGCCUUGAAAAAGUCUAGCAUGUGAACAUGUCAAGAUAUGGUUUGCAAUAGUUGAUUGGCUGGUUUCAAAUCUUAUCUGCUGUUCGGAAAACGAUUUAUGUACGAUGUGCGUUGCAAGUUCACGCAACAUACCCUCGCUGUGCGUUUUAAAGCUCACAUGGGUGCCAAAUUAGGUUACGAUGCUGUCAUUUUCAGCGAGCCCGGAAUUCCUCCAGACCGACGCACUUUGAUCUUCUCCUCUCUAGUGUGACUUGAAAACAUGGCUAUAGAUGCUGUUUACACAUCAGAGCCCAAUGGCUUUCACUGUUUCGGGUUGGAGGCCCUGUAGCAUGCGAGCUAAGGGAGUAGAAGCUUCUCUUUUGAUAUCUAUCUGAUCGCUUCGCCAUGGAUCUAUCUCCCCAUUGGCACGGUGUCUCUCUCUACAAUGCACUGGGCUGCCGGUGGUGGAUGCCAUAUUCCUCUAGAAAAACCCCAAAUUGUUGAUUUUCUAAACUUUGUUUAUUGGGAUUUUUCAAGGAUAUUGUUGGUUUUCUGCACGAAUAUUGUGAUAGGUUUGUAUCUUGAACAUAUGUUCCUGCUAAAUAUCCAUGUCUUUAUGAAGGCAUGAAAUUGGAGAGAACUCGCUUGGACACCUUGUCGUCCUUUUUUGAGCUUGUUUCAUGUUUGGUUGACAUCGACGUGUCUGAGAACUGAUGAAUGACUGAAAACAGCUGGCAAUGUUGAUGUUUGAAUGCGCUUGACACCGUUCCAGUAGGUCGAGUUGAGUUGGACAGGGCCACUCCAAACAGGCAGACGGACAGACAGACAGACAGACGGACAGACUUAAUCAUUGCCUCCCCUCUGACAUAUCUGCGGGCUGUGCUUCGAAUGCACUCCAGACUUCGACCUGAUCCAAAGAAGUCUCCAAAGAACAGUUACCAACAAAAUAAAAUCUUGCUCGCCUGCCGAGUGUUUCCUUCCUUCUUUCCAUUUCUAACUGUAGGAUGUGGGAUCGGCAUCGGAUCCAAACAGUGCAUGCAUGGUUGUUGUUAUCCUUAAUCAGCAUGUGUUGCAAGAUUAGCAACGAGCAAAACAAUUUUUUUCCCCAACAGGAUCAAAGAGGAAAGGCACGGAGUGUGAGCCCAGAGAUGUGAUGAAGCGAUUCACUGACAACUUUCUCGCUGAUUGAUUGACCAGUGGGAUGAGGCGAUCAGGCAUAAUGAACACACAGUUAAAUGGCUGCUAAUAGAAGGCGGGAGGCCUUCAACCACUAAAAAGAGCUAGCUAUGGUGUGUACCCCAUCUGCAAGGGCUGCUCGGUGUGCUCCAAGGACAAUGGCUGCGUGAACUGCCAGCCCAAGCUCUUCUUGUUCCUACGGAGGGAGAGGAUGAGGCAGUACGGCGAGUGUCUCCACGCAUGUCCGACGGGAUACUAUGGCAUUCGAGCUCCGGAGAUCAACACGUGCUCCCGGUGCAGGAUAGAUAACUGUGAGUCCUGCUUCAGUAAAGACUUCUGCACCAAGUGCAAGGCAGGGUUUUACCUGCACAAAGGGCGCUGCUCCGAGAAGUGCCCCGAGGGCUUUGCGCCCCUGGAGGACACCAUGGAGUGUGGAGAAGGCUGCGAGGUGGGCCAGUGGAGCGAGUGGGGGUCCUGCACCAGGAGAAACAAAACCUGCGGCUUCAAGUGGGGUCUGGAGACCCGGACGCGGCACAUCGUGAAGAAGCCGCCCAAGGACACUAUACCCUGCCCCACUAUCGCCGAGUCCAAGAGAUGCAAAAUGGCCAUUAGGCACUGCAGGAGAGGAGAAUCAGGGAAGCACCGACCCAAAGAACCAAAGAAGAAGUCCAACAAGCAGAGGCUCCGGUUCCAGGCCCAGAACCAGCACAGUGACCACCUGGCCUCCAUGAGCUCCAGCCAGUAGAGGACUGGAACCCCCCUCCCCUUGGAACCUAAACAACACAAAGCUGCUAGCUGCUGCUCCACAAAUCUCUCCCCCCCCGUCAACCCACCCCCUGCCCCAGCACACAGUCACACUACACCCUAUUAAUGACCCUACACAUGUCUAUGGUUGUAGUAAAGUACACAUAUGCCCUCUGUCCCUGUCUCUCUCUGACUUCUGCUGCUUCCCUCGUACCGUAGAGUACCGCAUCGUAGUAUACCGCUGACAGAUCAGCCAAUCAGCUUCCCCCUUUGAGCCCACUGUGACAUCAUAGAACUCAUUGAAACAUUUGUUCCCUUUGCUCACACGUCAUGUACGUCUGGUUAGAACAAACCAAACGAGGGGGGCGACCGACACACACAGACGGACGGACUGAGGGCGCGAAGGAGCAGAAGGAGAAAGGGGGAAUGAGAUGGAUGUUGAUAAUAGUGAUGACGGUCCAGCUAAGGGGGCAAUGGAAGACGUUGAGACGAUGAUUCCGACGGAGAGAGGAAGAGCGUGCAAAGAGAUGGAAUGAGAGGAUGAUCAAGAGAAGAGGAGAGAUUUGGCAGAAGCAACGAGGGUGACGGCUCUAAGUGACAUCUUUAAAUCAUUUAGACUUUCUGUAUUUAUUUCAAAGCCAACUCUUAUUUUCCCCCCAUCGGAGGCGGUGUGUUCCAUGUACUGCCUGUUUGUUCACUAUGUACAUUUUUGAGAGUCAUGUUAAGAAAUACCAUGCAUAGUUGCAAUGUAUUUUAUUCUCAGCACAAAAUGUUUACGUCCAGAACCGCUUCAACUCUCUAACUGUAUGGUGUGGAUAAAUAAAUGUAGUUGUUUGACUUAGCAUGGCAAAAAAACUCAUGUGUACAUAGUUGAUGAGUUUAUCCAAUUAUAAAACCUAUUACUGUGUUUUCGGUAUUGACUCUCCUUCAGCGUUCUAAAUGUUUUAGUGAAAAGGUUGUAAUAUCAAGCCACAGUUUCAAAAAGAUUGAAAACAAAGUAAUAACCAUAGCCACCACAUAGCUAUUACAUUUAUAUGGUAUAUAUUUGAUUUAUUUAUUGAUUCUAUUUUGUACUUUUGUGUUCGGUGACAAUUUUGUCUCAUACUGUUACUACUCUGUGCUGAAAUAUGAUUUGAAUCCCACAAUACAGAUAUCUUUAAAAGAG